Eremothecium gossypii ATCC 10895 is the source of this 1416-nucleotide messenger RNA. RefSeq names its product casein kinase YCK3 (gene YCK3). The transcript has a single exon. Gene Ontology annotation, biological process: peptidyl-serine phosphorylation; endocytosis; signal transduction. Lineage: Eukaryota; Fungi; Ascomycota; Saccharomycetes; Saccharomycetales; Saccharomycetaceae. The record is from RefSeq and is marked provisional. The coding region runs from base 1 to 1416 and encodes 471 amino acids. Gene Ontology annotation, cellular component: cytoplasm; nucleus. Gene Ontology annotation, molecular function: protein serine/threonine kinase activity; ATP binding.
AUGGGCAACCGGGGGUCGCAGCACGUGGUGGGGAUCCACUACGCGGUGGGCCCGAAAAUAGGCGAGGGCUCGUUUGGGAUUAUCUUCGAGGGCGAAAACAUGAUGGAGGGCGGGGACGCGGGCCGGCGGCCGGUGGCGAUCAAGUUCGAGCCGCGGCGGUCGGACGCGCCACAGCUACGGGACGAGUUCCGCGCGUACCGGAUCCUUAACGGGGUGCGGGGGAUUCCGCGGGCGUACUACUUCGGGCAGGAGGGUGUGCACAACAUCCUCAUCAUCGACUUGCUCGGGCCGUCGUUGGAGGACCUCUUCGAGUGGUGCGGGCGGCGGUUCAGCGUCAAGACGACGUGCAUGUUGGCGAAGCAGAUGAUCGAGCGCGUGCGGGCGAUCCACGGGCGGGACUUGAUUUACCGCGACAUCAAGCCGGACAACUUCCUCAUCUCGGAGUUCCAGCGGGAGGUGGCGGCGGGCGAGGUGGUGCGCGGCUGCGCGGCGACGGCGGGCGGGGACGCGAACUUGAUCUAUGUGGUGGACUUCGGCAUGGCGAAGCAGUACCGUGACCCCAAGACGAAGCAGCACAUACCCUACCGGGAGCGGAAGUCGCUCAGCGGAACGGCGCGAUACAUGUCGAUCAACACGCACUUUGGCCGCGAGCAGUCGCGGCGCGACGACCUCGAGUCGCUCGGCCAUGUGUUCUUCUACUUUUUGCGCGGAUCGCUUCCAUGGCAGGGCUUGAAGGCGCCCAACAACAAGGCGAAGUACGAGAAGAUAGGCCUAACGAAGCAGAAAUUGAAGCCGGAAGAGUUGAUCUCGGAGAAUAUUCCGGUGCAGUUUGCUGAGUACUUGAAGUACUGCCGCUCGCUUCGCUUCGAUGAGGAGCCAGACUACGACUACUUGAUUUCUCUAAUGGACUCCGUCAUGCAUGAUUUAAACAUAGAAGAUAACCAGCACUAUGACUGGAUGGACUUAAACAACCACACCGGCUGGAAUAUAGCCGUUAAUAAGCGUGCGAACUUGCACGGCUAUGGCAAUCCGCACCCCCGCAACAAUAACCACACAACCAGCAACCUCCAUCAGCAGCAGGUGCAGGGUCAGGCGCAACUGAAGCAGCAACCCUCCUCACCUUCUUACCAUAUGCAAUAUCAGGAACAUUCACACAAAUACUCCAAACUCCAUAGGUCGCAUUCCCAGAGUACGCCACAUAGAAACUCCCAGUCGGGCAAGAACCGUGUGGAACUUUCUACGGGGAGCAAUGAGAUACUCACCAAUCACCCGUCAGGGAAACAAGCAGUUGCUGUGCAAUCAUACGACGCGUUCGGGAAGCGCGUCACGAGAUCUGGGCAGCAGAACCAUAUAGAACAGGACUCCCUUACCGAUGCCGGAUUUUUUAGUAGGAUCUGCUGCUGCAGGUGGUGUUAG